Aspergillus glaucus CBS 516.65 is the source of this 2393-nucleotide messenger RNA. RefSeq names its product glutamyl-tRNA(Gln) amidotransferase, subunit A. NCBI's taxonomy places the organism in Eukaryota, Fungi, Ascomycota, Eurotiomycetes, Eurotiales, Aspergillaceae. The transcript is spliced from 7 exons. The coding region runs from base 366 to 2333 and encodes 655 amino acids. The record is from RefSeq and is a predicted model, not a curated record.
AUAAUACAUACAACUCCACCGUAAAAAGUACAUAAAGAACCCCGCAAUUCUCUGCUCCCGAUACAACAACCAAGCAAAUAUCAGAGAUAGAUAGACCUUCCACUCUGGAUCUCAAGCCUGCAUGAGUCAAUUGAGCCAGCCGACUCCGGAGGCACUGAUACACAAGAUUUGCCUUCAUUUUGCGAAGGCUUUCCGAAAUUAGCAAGUCGAUUGUCGUCUUCUUCCGACUUGUAGUAUCCACUUGGUGCAGGCCAAGAAGCUAUCCUGAGGACCUUGGCCCCCGGAGCACCUAAUUAGGGUUAUAUAUUUAAGUCAUUCAGUCCUCUGACGGACGGCUUUUGAUUCUCCAAGGCCACAGGGGCAUUAUGGCUAGGAUCACUUGCAGUUUCAGCUGUCAGCGUUUUCGGAGCCAAGCGGCUCUUUUGCUUUCUAGCUUUGUUUUCGCCAGUGCAGCUUCAAUUAUCAACAAUGGGAACUUGGUCACGUUGGACGAUAUCAACUAUUACGCGGGUGGGCCUUCUGUAUCGAGAAUUGUUUCUGUCGGGUCCAAUUCAAACCACUCCACUGCAGACAUUCUUCCGAUCACAAUCAUUCGGACAGAGGAAACAGUGCUCACAGGCAACAUUCUGCGAGAUGUGAUUUCAAACUAUUCGUCCUCGGACGAUGUUUUCCAGCCUGGAUUUCUUAACACAAUCUUCCUAGCUUACGACGGGGAUUGUCAAGGCAAGAUUGACUUGUCCAUUCUCCAAGCCUUGCAGGGAAAGGGCAAUGAAGUGAUUCUGGCUUCGCCUGCAUAUCAAUCCCAAGAGCCUGUUAAAGCAGCCAAGCUGCACCGUGAUAUUCCCAAGGGUCCAUACUUCUUUUCGCCCUCCACGGGUGAAAUAUAUCAAGCAUUCCGUCUCUAUUCUGACCAUCAGCUCGCUUUCACUGAGGCAGCUAUCAGUGAUGGGAAGGAUGGGUACAAGCCUCUACCGGCCGUGACAGAGGGAGCCAUGACAAAGAGCGUUGCUGUGCCAUCCCGGCUGUACUAUACACCCACCUCAGAAAAGCCACUUUUGGGGUUGCGACUAGGCGUCAAAGAUAUCUUUGAUUUAAAGGGCUUGCGAACCAGUGGUGGCAACAGAGCUUUCCACGACCUCUAUCCACCACGAAACGCCACUGCCCCAGCAGUACAGCGUUUGAGAGAUGCAGGUGCUAUCAUUGUGGGCAAAAUGGGUACCGUGCAAUUUGCCAACGGCGACAACCCAACCGCUGAUUGGGUUGACUUCCACUGCCCAUUCAAUCCGAGAGGAGAUGGCUACCAAGCUCCCGGUGGCUCCUCAUCGGGACCAGGCGCUGGAAUAGCUGCCUACGAGUGGCUGGAUAUUGCCGUGGGAAGCGAUACUGGCGGCUCCAUGCGCCACCCCGGUGGAAUGCAGGGCGUCUAUGCAAACAGACCCUCUACUGGAGCGGUUUCUCUUGAUGAUGUCCUUCCGCUUUGCCAUACGCUUGACACAGCAGGUGUUUUUGCGCGUGAUGCUGUGACAUGGUCAAAGGUUAUGCAUGCAUGGUACCUCAAUUUUACAGACUACAGACAAUACCCAAAACGGAUUUUCUAUCCCACGUCCUCGUUUCCAGAUGCCAGCACCAAGGCUGGGUCCCUCCUUGAGAACCUUGUAGUCAAUCUGGAGGAAUUUCUCGGUACCAAGCGGGAAUCUGUCGACAUCUCCUCCCAUUGGAAGAAGACGCAUCCUUCAAAAGCCCCGGCAAAUAUAACGGAAUUAUUAAACACAACAUAUGCCGUUCUUACAUCCGUUGAUCAGUACCGCUCUCUCGCAUUGCCAUUCUACGCAGACUAUGCAGAGAAACACGACGGUCGCCGACCAUUUAUAAACCCCGGACCUCUAGUACGAUGGGCCUGGGGCCAACAGAAUGGAGGAAAUGCAGCCUACGAGGUAGCCCUAAGCAACAAAACCAUCUUCGAGCAUUGGUGGGAAUCAGAAGGUUUCGGGAAGAAAGACAAGCACGCCUGCACCGAGGGAAUCUACAUCUAUCCCUACACCAAAGGAGAGACUCAAUAUCGAAACGUCUACUAUGACGCCCCAACUGAUCCCCCGAUGGGCUUUACGGAUGGUCGUAUCUCCAUCAUGGCUAGGGUUCCUGACCUGGUGGUUCCCGUUGGAGAGAUUCCUUACAACUCUACUGUCUCGCUCAAGACAGAGUAUAUGCCAGUGACUAUGAGCUUUGUUGCAGCCAGGGAAUGUGACUUGAUGCUGGUGAGCUUGAUAGAGGAUUUGGAGAAGGCGGGUAUUUUGAAGCCUGUCAGUACAGGUCCGAUGAUGUAUCCCGCUUAGCUUUGAGCAGUUAAGAAGUCAUUUGCAUCGGUCAUCAGAAAUAAAUAUAUAUUUCCUGGG